UCGCAGCCUGUGUGUGUGUGUGUGUGUGCGCGCGCAUGUGAAAUACAAGAUGAAGAUGUAAUGUGAUGAUUAUGAUGAUGAAAUGUGAUCAUUAUAAUGGUUAUUCGAGUUGUUUACUUGCACUACUGUACAAGCUAAAUCACGCCGUCCUUUUUCAUUCUAUAGAUGUCUUCAAGAAUACAUUGAGUAUUAAAAAAUUGUCAAAGUGUUAAAACUUAUGCGCAUCAAUACUGCGCUUGUGGGCGCGGCGCUCAAAACUGGACACAAAAUGGCGGUUUAAACCAAGGACAAAGAUGGAGGAGUUUUUACAAGCUAUACGACAUGAGAACGACGUUGUUUUCCUCAUUUUCGUUCUUUGUACACUUCCCCCAUUUGGAAAAGCUUGUGGCCAGAGUGAAUAUGAAUCAGCUGUUGGAGAGUGUUGCCCAAUGUGCAAUAUUGGAUCAAUAGUUCGCAGUGACUGUAGUGGUGAUUUGAGCACCACAUGCAAACCCUGCGCUCCAGGAACAUUCAUUAGUGAGCCUAAUGGUCUUCAUAACUGUUUUACAUGCAGAAACUGUGUUGAAAGUCAAGGCCUUUACAUCCAGCAUAAAUGCAGUACAAUACAAGACACCGUCUGUGAUGUAAUUGAUGGAUAUUAUUGCAUUGAUUACUCAAAUUCACAGUGCAGUCAUGCUCAAAAACACAGUGUUUGUAUACCUGGACAAGAAACAAAAAUACCAGGGACAAAAACUUCAGAUACCGUAUGUGUGGACUGCCCUCGUGGGUUUUAUUCUCAAUCUGGGCUGAACUGCACGAAAUGGACAGAUUGUUCAGCUAGGAAUAAAAUAGAGACAGAGCAUGGCAGUUCUGUUAAAGAUGUCACAUGCUCACCGAAAGGACGGGAAAGAUAUGGUUUCAUAUUUGCAGUAGUUUUAGCAGCAGCAUUCUACAUAAUUCUGUGCUGUGCCCCACUGAGCACAAGUUGUAAACUUAAACAUCCUGUUGAAGAAACAAACCCUACGAAAACAGCACAACCCAAUCACAACACACCGGAGGACCACCGUGAGGGACAAGUUGUUUCCCAAGAAUCUGUCACCCCAUCUGGUGGUUCUCUAGCAGACCACUUAUAAUAGGAAUGUGACAUUGCAUUCUUCUCCGUGUGCUGUGACCUUGACGUGGUGGAGAAGCUGGAGGUCCUCUAGAACUUUAGGAAACUGCAAGAGCAGGUUUAACCAUGCCAGUGUAAUUGCAUCUAGAAGGACAAACUAACAACAGCAAACUUUUAGUACAACCAAUAGAUUGCACGACAACCAAUAGACUGCAAGAGGACCAACUACUUAUAGGGAGAACAGAGGUAAUACACACUUUUUUCACGGACUGUUUACCAGGGUUGUAUUUUGAUGUCAAUGUCUUCACUAUAAAAAGUGAUUAAUGAAACAGCUAAAAUGGAAAAGGUCAGAUACACAUACAAAUAUCAAUUUACACAUCAGCCUCUAUUGUACAAAAUGGCAAAAAAUACUACAAUUAUUAUUAAAACUUUUGUAACAGAAUAUUCACACAAUUUUUCUUCCAUGUAUUUUAACAGUAAACCUCUGUUUGUUUGGCAAAAAAUAAAAGUUUAAUAUUCAUUUUAUUAAAGGUAAAUAUUUGUUUAAUGACUUCAUUUGAUUAUCAGAAAAAUUAAAACACACAAGAAAAAAAGAAAAGAAAAAGAUUGUAGGGCCCUAAUGUUCAAAAUGUUGAAAUGGAGAUUUUUGGACUUAUUUUUUGGGGGUCAGUACUGAACCGACCCCCAAAGCCUGUGCUAUAAAUUUAUUAUAAUGUGUAUGAUAACUGCCCUUAAGCAUUAAUUUCAAUUCUGUAUGUUUUUGUUCACUUUUUUAGGGAUUAUAUUAUAUGUCCUGUAGUGUUACACCAUAUGUCUGUGCACUAUAUCUAACUAUCUAAUGUUGUGGUCUGUUCCAGAAUUAAACAAAAACUGGCCCUAAAUAUUUAAGAAAAAAUUAUACAAUACAGUGACAAUACAGUGGCCACAUACAGUUAAAGCAUUAGGUCAACCUAUAGUUGAUCAUCUAUCAAGCUGAGAAACAAGCUGAAUCAAGUUUGAGCUGGUAUUUAAAACUACAACUGUUCAUCUGGAUGUUGACAUUUUUCAGAAUGAGGCUACUGUGCAGUCAUUAGCUGUCUUUAUUGUCCAGGAUAAAGCAAGGUUUGUAUUGCAGUGCAAAAUCUCCAAAGAAAUGGCAUCACCGUGUUAAGCGAUGUCCUAAUGAUUAAUCAUUUGGUGCUACCGUAGGCUUGGAUGAUCAAGUUCAAUCUAAUGUACAUGUGUAACAAAUGUUUUUAUAUGCAGAAACUCUUUUGUAAGAAUUUUUGUAUUUUUUAAAUGAUUUUUUUAUGAGUAACAACAAAAGUUUUUUAUAAAGCAUUCUCAUUUUAUUGUAGCAUAAAUCGUGAUGAAGUAUUGCAGGAUUGCAGAAAUUUUUCAUACAGUAAUUUGCCUGUAUUAACCACACUACAUGUUUGUACAAAUGCUUGCAGUGUCCUAAUCAUACAAAUAAAAUGGUCAUGGAGAAUCAA
Molecule: messenger RNA, 2562 nt
Organism: Labeo rohita (rohu)
Lineage: Eukaryota; Metazoa; Chordata; Actinopteri; Cypriniformes; Cyprinidae
Product: tumor necrosis factor receptor superfamily member 14-like
Exons: 9
Coding region: 294-1112 (272 amino acids)
Biological process (GO): negative regulation of alpha-beta T cell proliferation; positive regulation of T cell migration; positive regulation of peptidyl-tyrosine phosphorylation
Cellular component (GO): external side of plasma membrane
Molecular function (GO): protein binding
Source: RefSeq, a predicted model, not a curated record